Xiphophorus couchianus (Monterrey platyfish) is the source of this 2073-nucleotide messenger RNA. Its product is annotated as trichohyalin-like. The transcript is spliced from 3 exons. NCBI's taxonomy places the organism in Eukaryota, Metazoa, Chordata, Actinopteri, Cyprinodontiformes, Poeciliidae. The record is from RefSeq and is a predicted model, not a curated record. The coding region runs from base 1 to 2073 and encodes 690 amino acids.
AUGGGACCCCACGCGAGAAGGGGAGGCCAGCAAAACCCCCAAGGCAGGUUCCCUCCUGCACACCCGAGAAUCUUUCAUGGGGAACUCCAAGAACUCAGCUACGCCCUGGAAAUGGAGAGAGCCGGGAGGGUUGAAGACAACCAGAAACUGGCCCACCUGGAGGCCGAGCUGGAAGAGACGAAACUCCAGUUAAAGAAGCAGAAAGCUCUCAAAGAAACGUUUAUCAACGAGGCCAAGGAGGCAAAGAGGGAACUUGAGAGACUAGAGAAGUUCAGCGAUCCAGCAGUCCUUAACGCAGCGGUCAUUGCUUCCAAGGUUCACAACGAUGUGAAGUACAUGAAGAAGAAGAACUUGCAAGAAGACUUUGAGGAGUUAAAGGUGGCCCACCUCCUCAGCCGGGAAGCGUUUGUAGCUGAAAUACAAGCUGAGAGAAAGAAAAGUCUGGCCCUCCAAGAAGAACUGAACCAACUGCAGACUUCAUACGAGGAGCUGCGUUCCCAGUAUGAAGCAGAUGAUGCUCUGCUGAGGCAGGAGGCCGAGACACAAAAGUAUGAUGAAGCAAGGCUCAGUGAGGAACAACGGCUGUUGGAGAACUUGAGAGCUGAAAAGGAUGAAAUGUAUCAAGAAAUGUCUCAAAAGAUCAAAUUCCUGCAAGGCAGUGAGAAACUUCUGCAGGAGGAAUUAAUUCAGCUGAAAUGUUCAUACAAUGAGCUCAAUUGUAAAUACGAAAGGGAUGUUUCUGGAUUGAAGCAAGACAUGGAUAGAUAUCAGGAGGAAGUGAGACAUGCGACAGAUGCCAACAUAGAAAUAGACAACGAGAAUCUGCAGCUCAUCAACAAGCUGAGAGCUGAAAAGGAGGAGCUCCUCCAAAAAAUGUCAGGAGAAAUCGAGACAUACCAGCAGCAGGUAGAGCAGGAGAGAAAAGCUCACCUGGAGAAAACAGAGGAGGACAAGAAGCUUUUAGACAAUAUGAGAGCUGAGAAGGAGGAGCUCCUCCACAAAAUGUCAAGAGAAAUCUCAAUUCGGCAAAAGAGGGAGAAGCAAAUGCUGCAUGAACUGGACCAGAUUCACACUCUCUACGAGGAGCUAAAAUGUAGAUAUGAAAGAGACAUUAUGGACAUACAGCAGCAGGUUGAGAUAUACGAACAGAAGGUAAAGCAGGAGGAAGCUGCUCUUUCAAAGAAAGGAAAGAAAGAAAAGCUUAUCCAAGAGAGAAAACAUUCUGCGCUGAAACAAGAAGUCGAAAAACUUCAGCAGCAGGUAGAGCAGGAGAGAACAGCUCACCUGGAGAAAACAGAGGAGAACAAGAAGCUUCUAGACAAUAUGAGAGCUGAGAAGGAGGAGCUCCUCCAAAAAAUGUCAGGAGAAAUCGAGACAUACCAGCAUCAGGUAGAGCAGGAGAGAAAAGCUCACCUGGAGAAAACAGAGGAGGACAAGAAGCUUCUAGACAAUAUGAGAGCUGAGAAGGAGGAGCUCCUCCACAAAAUGUCAGGAGAAAUCUCAAUUCGGCAAAAGAGGGAGAAGCAAAUGCUGCAUGAACUGGACCAGAUUCACACUCUCUACGAGGAGCUAAAAUGUAGAUAUGAAAGAGACAUUAUGGACAUACAGCAGCAGGUUGAGACAUACGAACAGAAGAUUUACAAAAAUGAUUUACAAAGAGCAAGAGACAAUCUACUGCUGGCCGACAGUCUGAGAGCCGAGGAAGUAGGUUUCCAACAACAACCCAUCACGGUUUCCCAAGAGAAGGAAGAAGAAUCACAGAACCAAGUUAAAGUCUUAAAUCAAGAGGUUUCUUCAGAGGAGGAUCUCUCAGGAGAACCUUUACCAGGUUCUUCCACGGAUCCAGAAUCCUCAGAAGAGACCGAGGUCGCUGGAGAAACCCUACUGGAGGAUUUGGACAAUCCAGAUGACAGGUCCAAGGUGAGGAACCAGACCAAGUGCAGCCCAAAGAUCCCUUAUGAUGAAAACGACCAUUGGAAACAAUGGUUCUGCUCGCCCGUACAUGAGGUCCCACCCUGGAGCCAGACCUGGGGGUGGGGCACGUUGGGGGAGCCCCUGGUGGCCGGGCUUUAA